Molecule: messenger RNA, 549 nt
Organism: Acanthosepion pharaonis
Lineage: Eukaryota; Metazoa; Mollusca; Cephalopoda; Sepiida; Sepiidae
Source: the annotation of a GenBank genome assembly
AUGGCAACUGAUGUAGCUCGUGCCUCUCCCUUAAAGAACAGCAUUCUUCUAGACUCACUGCAGUUGGUAGAACCAGCUGAAACUCACCCACCUGUACCAAACCAUCUCUUGGAUACAAAAAUUUAUCGUAAUCUGGGACAGAGUAAAGUAGUUGCUGUAACCCCUGAGGAUGUACAUUUUGCUGGUUUUCAAGUGGGGAAAAAGUCCGUGGCAGAUUUCUGCAUCACCAAUGUGUGUAAAGAUGUUAUCUCGAUCAACAUUUUGCCUCCACAGUCCAAAUAUUUCAAACUCCAUUACAAGAAACCUGGAUUAAUGAUACCUGGAAUCAAACUUAAUUGCCAAGUGGAGUUCUUACCUGUUGAAUGGCGAUAUUAUUAUGAUUGUGUACGAAUCAACUGUCCGGGUGAGGAAAAUGUUGUGGUACCAAUUCAUGCUUACCCAGUAAUGAACACAGAUGGAUUUCCUCAGUUUUAUCUCUUUCCUCCUGUUCCUGUUGGUGAAAGGUUAGUUGGCUUUUCAUAUAUCUAUCAUUCUGAUUCUAUUAUGUAA